ACCAGAGCUUCAACCUCCCCAUGUUGCAAGACGUGUAUCUCAACAAAAACGAGCUCGCCGGCACGGUGCCACCAGGCUUUGGGGCGUGCAAGUACCUAUAGAACUUCAUUCUGUCAUACAACCGCUUCACCGGUGGAAUACCGAUGUGGUUGUCAACCUUGCCGGAGUUGACGACGAUCUCCCUAGGUGGUAACGACCUUUCCGGCGAGAUCCCCGCCGACUUGAGCAACAUUACCGGCCUCACCGUGCUAGACUUCACCACGAGUAAGCUGCAUGGGGAGAUCCCACCGGAGCUGGGCAGGUUGGCGCAGCUGCAGUGGCUGAACCUCGAAAUGAACAACUUGACAGGUACCAUUCCGGCCUCCAUCAAGAACAUGUCUAUGCUCUCCAUCCUUGACAUAUCCUACAACUCCCUGACUGGAUCUGUUCCACGAAAAAUAUUUGGGGAAUCUCUUACCGAGCUCUACAUCGAUGAGAAUAAGCUCAGUGGAGAUGUCGAUUUCAUGGCCGACUUGUCAGGUUGCAAGAGCCUCAAAUACAUCGUCAUGAACAAUAAUUACUUUACCGGUAGCUUCCCCAGCUCUAUGAUGGUGAACCUCUCCUCCCUUGAGAUCUUUCGAGCAUUUGAGAACCAAAUAACCGGACACAUCCCUAGUAUCCCGACACAUCAGAGCAGCAUCUCGUUCAUUGAUCUUCGUGACAACCGAUUAAGUGGGGAAAUUCCAAAAUCAAUCACGGAAAUGAAGAAUAUUAGAGGUCUUGACUUGUCUAGCAAUAAGUUGUCUGGGAUUAUCCCCGUACACAUCGGCAAAUUGACAAAGUUGUUUAGCUUGGGCUUGUCCAACAACAAACUCCACGGCUCUAUACCAGAUAGCAUUGGAAACCUGAGCCAGCUACAAAUAUUAGGAUUAUCAAAUAACCAGUUCACUUCAGCAAUACCCCUGGGGCUAUGGGGUCUUGGGAAUAUUGUGAAACUUGAUCUGUCUCACAAUGCCUUGAGCGGCUCUUUCUCGGAAGGUAUUCAAAAUCUGAAAGCAAUAACUUUUAUGGACCUUUCUUCCAACCAACUCCAUGGCAAAAUACCACUUUCACUGGGAAUGCUCAAUACACUGACCUACCUAAAUUUAUCAAAGAACAUGCUCCAAGAUCAAGUACCAAAUGCAAUUGGUAAUAAGCUAAGUAGCAUGAAAACCUUGGAUCUUUCAUACAACUCCCUGUCUGGUACAAUUCCAAAGUCCUUUGCCAAUCUCAGUUAUCUCACAAGCCUAAAUCUCUCUUUCAAUAAACUGUAUGGACAAAUCCCAGAGGGCGGUGUGUUCUUAAACAUCACUCUACAAUCAUUGGAAGGGAACACUGCACUGUGUGGCCUGCCACGCCUUGGGUUCCCACGCUGCCCAAAUGAUGAGUCCAACCAUCGCCAUCGAUCUGGUGUCAUAAAAUUUAUACUUCCAAGUGUUGUAGCAGCCACUAUAAUAGGAGCUUGCUUGUUCAUCCUGAUCAGAACUCAUGUCAACAAGAGGUCAAAGAAGAUGCUAGUCGCUAGCGAGGAGGCAAACAACUACAUGACAGUCUCCUACUUUGAACUUGCUCGUGCCACAAAUAACUUCGACAAUGAUAACCUGCUAGGAACUGGAAGCUUUGGGAAAGUAUUCAGAGGCAUACUGGAUGAUGGGCAAAUUGUGGCGAUAAAAGUCCUAAACAUGGAACUGGAAAGAGCCACUAUGAGCUUUGAUGUUGAGUGUCGUGCACUUCGUAUGGCUCGACACCGAAACUUGGUUAGGAUACUCACCACCUGCUCCAAUCUUGACUUCAAGGCACUAGUGCUCCCAUACAUGCCAAACGGGAGCCUAGAUGAGUGGCUGUUCCCUAGUAACCGUCGUGGGCUAGGAUUGUCCCAGAGGAUGAGCAUCAUGUUAGAUGUGGCUCUGGCACUGGCUUACCUUCACCAUGAGCACUUGGAGGCAGUCCUGCAUUGUGACCUCAAGCCGAGCAAUGUGUUACUUGAUCAAGAUAUGACGGCUCGCGUAGCCGACUUCGGCAUUGCAAGGUUGCUGUUGGGCGAUGAUACUUCCAUAGUUUCGAGGAACUUGCAUGGAACAAUUGGUUAUAUGGCACCAGAGUAUGCUUCAACCGGUAAAGCGUCAAGGAAGAGUGAUGUUUUUAGCUAUGGGAUAAUGCUUCUCGAAGUCAUCACUGAGAAGAAGCCCACCAACACCAUGUUCAGCGAAGAGCUAAGCCUGAGAGAGUGGGUCAGCCAAGCUAUUCCGUCAAGACUUGCUCAUGUCGUGGACCAUACCAUCCUUCUUCUAGACGAGGAGGCAAGAAGCAGUGGAGAUGUCCAACGCGCCAGCUGGUCAUCUUGCCAAGGAUCUGGAUCUCCCAGUGGGUGGAGCUGCGUAGCGCAGAUAUUGGACCUGGGUUUACAGUGCUCCUGUGACUUGCCUGAGGAGAGGCUGUCAAUGAAGGAUGUGGCUGCCAAGCUCGCACGGAUCAGAGAAAGUUUACUAUCCUCCAGCUGAUUGGGUCUCCAACUGAAGGCAUGGUGAUUGGAGCAGGCAACUACAAAACGCAUUUGCAGUUUCAGGCCCAUAUGCAGCUUGAGCUCUGCAGAUUUGUUGUUCACUCGUCCGUAGAUUUUUGUUUUA
Messenger RNA from Sorghum bicolor (sorghum), 2645 nucleotides. Its product is annotated as receptor kinase-like protein Xa21. The transcript is spliced from 2 exons. Gene Ontology annotation, biological process: protein phosphorylation. The record is from RefSeq and is a predicted model, not a curated record. Bases 144 to 2519 code for a protein of 791 amino acids. Gene Ontology annotation, molecular function: ATP binding; protein binding; protein kinase activity. Lineage: Eukaryota; Viridiplantae; Streptophyta; Magnoliopsida; Poales; Poaceae.